This is a messenger RNA of Spodoptera litura, 891 nucleotides long. NCBI's taxonomy places the organism in Eukaryota, Metazoa, Arthropoda, Insecta, Lepidoptera, Noctuidae. The record is from RefSeq and is a predicted model, not a curated record.
UCGAAAUGAGAGCGGCGCGUACCAUAGCAACUUGUUUCCUACUUUUGGUACCUUUGGUACCACGGAAUGGAGUCCAUGAUUCAAAGUCGUCUCCACUCCUCAAAGAGGUCGGAGAAGCACUGAAAAAUUUGACUAGCAAGCAGUUGCAGGUGGUAGCCGGAAUUCAAACUAAAAACGACACGGCACCCUCGUACGAGCUUACUCAGACCAAACCAGGAGGAGGAUCUCCAGGAGGCGGUGGUGGUUCUCCAGGACAAGGCGGUUCAGAUGGUGGCGAUUCACAACCAUGUGACCAACCAGGUGGUGGUAGUCAACCAGGCGGUGGCAGUCCCGGUGGUCAACCAGGUGGUGGCAACCCCGGUGGUCAACCAGGCGGUGGCAGUCCCGGUGGUCAACCAGGUGGCGGCAACCCCGGUGGUCAACCAGGCGGUGGCAAUCCCGGUGGUCAACCAGGCGGUGGUAAUCCCGGCGGACAACCAGGUGGUGGCAAUCCCGGUGGCAAUCCUGGGGGCAAUCCCGGCGGACAACCAGGCGGUAGUAAUCCCAGCGGCCAACCAGGCGGUGGCAAUCCCGGCGGCCAACCAGGCGGUGGCAAUCCCGGUGGCCAACCAGGUGGUGGUAACCCCGGCGGCCAACCAGGUGGUGGCAGUCCCGGAGGCAAGCCAGGCGGUAAACACCCUAAACACCAUCAUGGUCACAAGAAGCCUAAACCGUCAUCUGGAAAGCCAGGCGGUGGAGACAAUACUGGCGACCAAGGAGAGCAAGAACAAUCUGUAUACGUUACGCAAUAUCAAAAAGGCUAAUGAUAACCUAGCAAACACAAUGUUCCCGAUUCUAAAAAUGGCAAUGGUGUUCGAGUUGGUUAACUGUUUUGAUAAUUAUGUAUGUCGC